Bursaphelenchus okinawaensis is the source of this 1953-nucleotide messenger RNA. The record is from the annotation of a GenBank genome assembly. Lineage: Eukaryota; Metazoa; Nematoda; Chromadorea; Rhabditida; Aphelenchoididae.
AUGUUUCAGAACCAUCGCUCCUUCGAACGAUCCAUAAAUUACGAGAAGAAAAAGGUAUUAUCCUCCAAUAAGCGAGGCCAUCUGCUGUGCCGGCUGGCGGCCUUCGACAUUCCUACAGUGCCGAAACAGGUAGGUCGUAAAUCAGUCAAUCCAACCACUUUAAAGGUCUCCUCCCCGUUGCCACAUCAGACCCAUCGCAUCUACGAGCCGGAUCACGUCAACUCACGCUCCUGGAACGACGACUAUCAGGCGGAGGAGAAGCCCGCUUAUCAGCCGGGCGGUGUCAAAGUGACGGCGGUGGUCCGGGGUACCUCAUCGACCCUGUUCCCGCGCAGUGUAAGUCGAGAAUAGCUGAGUUCGAUUGUGUGGUAAUUAAGGAGAUGGAUGGCUGUAAUGUCACUGACAAGAUUGAUAGCCGCUUCCAAGAUUGAUAACGCAAUCACAUAAUAAACAGCUAUCGCUUCACGUUUUUCUGGGCAGUUAGUGUGAUGACAUAAACAGUAGUGGGGGAAUGUUAACAAUAACAUAGCUAUAAAACAGUGUUAGUGAUAAGUAAUGAAAUAAGAUCUGUCGUUGAUAAAAAUGUUGUUAAAACACUGUUUAAAAUCAAUCAAAAUUACUUCAGAAUGAACAUUCUUCAUCCUCAGCCUCAUCCCAAAGGCUCACCAACAUCAGUCCAGUCUUGUCCUACCAACCUUCACCUUUAUCAAUAUCAACAUAUUCGACCGACAACCCCGAGAAGCGACCGGACAAGCUAGCUCGAGAGUGUAAGGACUUGUGGAAAACUCGGAAGUCGAUUGCUUAUGACUAUGAGAGGCCUAAGGCAUCGUCGCUGCUUCUGAUUCAUAACACAUCCACUGACAUUGCUUCUGAUGACCCAUCUACAAGCUUCGAGUCAAAUACCAUCGCUGUUGACGCCUCCAUUCAGGAGAGUUCGCGUAGCCAUGUCUCGGCCGAAGUGAGACGUCAGAAGUACAAGUCGCUGCUUCUGAAUCGAAGAGCUAGUUCGAGGAGGAAGAAGCGGGUCGGGUCGGUCAACCUGAACUACUACAGUAAUAUCUUGGAUGAAGUUACAGAGCCUUCCAGUAGCUUUAAGUGAGUUUGCAGGAAUAUAUUUGGUUGUUCAAAUAAUUCUGUGCUCCUUAACCAGGCAGAGGAGAAGCCCGCUUAUCAGCCGGGCGGAAACUUUGCUUUGAGAUGGGCACGGAAUUAUUUGAACAACUUAAUAUGUGUAACAUAUGGAUUGUAAGGUACUUUUUGGGACAUUAAUGUAAUUUUCAUACUUUAAGAUAUGGUAUUAUAAGUAUGAUAUUAAAUACUGUAAUAUACCACGUUUCAGAGACAGUGACAGUUCAAUGUCAUUCCGAGUCAGAAGACCGUCAAACAAACAUAAAGGGAACAGAGUAAUCAGAGCUACAUCAUUGGCCAUUAAAAGUAUGAACAAACGACGAAAUGAUUACGGUAAGCACUGUCUUUUUUAAACUUUAAAAGCUACUGCGCCUUGGGCAAUUAAAAAUGAAAAAUUAAUACAAUAUUUUUAUUACUUUCUUACUGUAUUACAUUGACCGUGCCGAAAGCAAAAAUUACUGCCAUAUUAUAUUAAAAGAUGCAAUAUGGGUCCUGCCACGAAAACCUCUAUUUAUAGUUUAUUUGUUUAUACGCAAAGGUUUAUAGGUUUAAAUUUAACUUCAUUUUACAGUUUUAUAUUUCAUUGUUAUACUACAGUUUUCUCUUACAGUGACAUGUUCGUACGACCGACCAGAACGCGACUACAGCGUGGACAAGACUUCUGAUUCCAUCUUCAAAGACUUUAUCAGGGUUGAUCCGGAAUACGACGAAUAUUAUCGACCACGAACCCCAACAUUGCCAAGUCGACUCCGACCGAUCGACUACAAUUACAGUAAUCGACCAGUCAGUCACUCCAUCGAUUACUACGCAAACUAUUUAGCUUAA